CCAAAAAAAAACAUCGAACGACGAGGCCAUGACCGUCACUUCUCGCCCUCCUCCCCUCCCCUCCAUGUCCUCCCCCGCAUCAGCCGCUCCCAUCUACUACUACACCCGCUAGGCCCCGGCGAGCGCCAUACCUAGGUACCUAGGUACAACCGCAGCCAUGGCCAAUGUCGCCCGCCGCCAUAGGUCCUCGACCGCCGCCUCGCGCAUGCCGCCCAUCAACAACCAGAUUGCCGAACUGCGCAGCCUGGCAGACGACCUCACUCGGGCUUCCGACCCCUCACACCACUCUCCCCCCGGCCCCACCCUCCUGCAGACCCAAAGCGCUGCCCUCCGUCGAAUGCGCCAGCUGCUCAUUGAUUUCCACGAGCACACUCACACAAAGGACGCUUUCCGUCAUGUGCGCGGCUUUGACGUGUUGCUGCAGAGCCUCCGCUCCCUCGCCCGCUUCAAUCCCCUCUCCGACCUGCCUCCUGCCGACAGCAUACAUUUCUUCCAAGUCAUCAAAGCCUCCCUCGACGUGCUCUCGGAUGCAUUGGACGGCCAUGCAGGGAACAAGCGCUUCUUUGCAAAGCGUGUCGAAAACGGCGGCUGGAUGGCUCUUCAACAGGCUCUGGCUACUACGGGCGUCUCCACUUGGGAAACCGAUGGCACGCUCGACCACGCCGCACAGGGACAAUUGUUCGGCUGCCUUUUCGCAUUUGCCAUGGGCGACGAGGCCAUGACGCGCAUCUUCAGGAACAUGGACAAAACGAUCCAAGCCAGCCAGGCUAGCCCUCAGGAUCACGGGGCUCAACCAAUGCUCGAAGCGCUGCGAAGUCAUGUGCGCACCAUCUUCAGUGGCACAGAGGUGCUACAGAACCCGGACAUCGUGCCUGUCAUAUUGCACUUUUGGUGCGGACUUCCGCACGACGAAGCAUCGGGCACUCCGCCCAGGACGCUUUCCCUCUGCGUCCUCCUCGCCAUGCUCGAAAUCGUACAAAUGUCGACUUACAACAAGGCUGCAUUGCAUGUCACUGGCAUAUUAAGCAACAUUCUACCCUUGCUUUUUGAGAGGAAUUACCCUCCCACCGAGGCACGUCUUCUUCGCGACAUUGCGAGCGUACUAAUCGACUACGGCAUCACCUCUCUCGACGAUGCCUAUUCCAUCGUACGCAAGGCGGCCUCGCUGGACGCAGCUGCUGACUUCCUCCUCCACGCUAUCCGAGCCUCACGUGCUCCUCCAUUCAUCCAAUUCGACCUUUCACUUGACGGAUUCAGUGCUGUUGAGUUGCCUGAUAUCGGCCGACCCUUUCCACCAAUCUCCCCAGGGAGUGGCUAUUCAUUUGCAACGUGGUUGCGAGUAGACAAUUAUGACCCCAAUUGCCACACUACCAUCUUUGGCGCUUAUGAUGAUACACAUACCUGUUUUCUAAUGGCUUACCUUGAGAAAGACACUAGAUGCUUCAUCCUACAGACAUAUAUGGGCCAUGCCGCGGGCGUGACACCUAGCGUGCGUUUUAAGAAGGCGCCACGAUUCGAGCAAGGCAAAUGGUAUCAUAUCGCCCUCGUUCAUCGGCGUGCAAAACCAAUUGGCCUAGGUGCCCAUAAAGCGUCCCUCUACAUCGAUGGCGAAUUCACAGAGACCGUGAAGGCCCACUAUCCCUCACAUCCGCCCGUCCUGGACGGGAGUCAGGAAAGCUUUGCUUCGCUAAAUUCGAGCGGUUCGAGCCAUCACCAAUUGUUCGCGUUUCUGGGUACGCCGAGGGACUUGUCCCCUCGCCUCGGCAGAAACAUCUUGCAAUCCAAGCUCUCUCUAGCCUCCUUCCAUCUAUGGUCCGAACCGCUAUCGGAUGAAUUGAUUGCAGUAUAUAGCAGGCUCGGCCCACGGUACCAUGGGAAUUUCCAGGACCGCCUGGGGUCGUUCCAAACGUACCGCACCUCGACCGAACUGCACGUGCGAAACGAGAUCCUCCAUCCCGGCAAGGAAGAGCGCUCGGAACUCAUUGUCGCACUCCAGUCAAAUGCCAGCGAUUUAGUGCCUGAGUCGAAGAUCUUGCUCAGCUUCUCCCCAACGUCAGUCUUGGAUGACGACGACCGGAAUGCCAUCGACGAGUCGCAGUUGAUCAACUCGCUUUCCAAACCUUCAGCGCAAGCACUACAUCGCCUCACCCGAACCGAAGGGACCCCUAUCAUCAUCAAUGCCGCCGUACCGUCGGUCAACGAUGCUCUAUCACAGUCGCGUGGGUUUGGCAGGCUGUCUGGCACCCCUGUGGUCGUGGUUCCACAGCCUCUGGAUGACGCUAUUUGGCGGCUUGGGGGCUGCGCCGCAGUUGGCUUUAAGCUGGUGCAGUCUGCAAAGACGUUGCAGCAAGUUUUGCGGGCUGUGGAAAUCUUCCUGGAAUCUGUCCAAGGGAACUGGCGCAACUGCGAAGCUGUCGAGCAAAACAACGGUUUCGCCGUCUUGUCCGAAGUGCUGCGCCAGAAAGUUGGGAUGAACGGUCUACCCGACAUGGACCUGUCAUCCACGGAGUAUGAAGGAUUCACGCUGGAACUGCUUCGCGUGAUCCUCCGCUUCGUCGGUUACGACGAAAGACAACCCACGGAAUCUCUGAUCAUCAGCCCUUUAGCCUACAGGGUGCUGCUUGUGGACCUGGACAUCUGGAGACAAUCAACCUCGCUCGAGACUCAAAAGUUGUACUACCGUCAAUUUGUUCAUUUUGCUAAAGGCAGCAAGUUCCAUCACUAUAAUGCCAAAAGAUUCCACCGCAUUAGAGUGGUCAAGAGACUCGCCGACACUCUCAACAGCGAGAGCUUUUCGCCGCAGACCUUUCCUCUCUUCCUGGAAGCCUUCAAAGUGCUCGUCAAGAUUAAUUUCAACGGAGAGAAUGCGCGGUCACUGUCAUUGUUCGUCACGUAUGCCCUGCACGAUAAUCGUGCAGCGUACGCAAAACGCACAUUGCGACCCAAAGCAAGCGCCCUGCGGCUUCGCAAGGGCAGGUCGCCAAGCAUAACUGCUGGCUCUACCCCCAGGUCUACAAGUCCGGGUCAGUACCAGUCUCAACCGUCAGCUUUACCACUUGGAGAACUGGGAGUCGCCAUUCUAAACAUGUUGAGUGAACUAUUGUGCGACGACGUAAAUUCCAGCGACAUCCACCGCUUCGCAAAGCACGUCACUGGCAAGUGGCUUCUAUAUCUCCUUGCGGAACCGGACCAACGCGUCGUGGUGUUGGCCGCCAAGAUCCUCGCUCGACUUCUGGUAGCCAACGGCGCACAUUAUGUUCGCAAGUUCGCUGAGAAGAGCGGGGGUUUCGUCCUUAUGAAGCAUCGACUGAAGCAUUGGUGGAAUAUUCCCGGCAUUUGGACAAUUUGUUUUGCGAUCUUUCUCGGGCGCGAUGUAUCAACUAUUGACUUCGAGCGUGACUUCGACACCUUCAACCUAGUUGAUGUCUUCAUCUCUAGCCCGUCCCACUCUCGAUUUCGUAUCGUAUAUCCCGAGGUAUUUCCCGUCAUUGUGGCUAUGCUAGACACCGGCUUGCGUGCCAUUGUUCGUGAUCGAGCAGACCCAACCAGUGAGCCCCACGGGGACAGCAAGGGCGAUGCUCCAGUAACUCGUGGGCGACGGAGAACAAUGUCACUCAACGCGAAGCAGUCUCCGGUGGAUGUGCCACCAUCUCAAUCGGAUAGGCUAAAUGACUAUGCUGCUGUUCUCCACUCCGUCAUACAGUUCUUGUCCGAAUUGCACUCGAGGAGCGAUAUCUUCCGCGAGUAUUCGAUAUCCUCCAACUACGUUCAAGAGUUGCUCUUUGUUUUGUAUCCAGUGAUUGUUACUUCGGACAGCGUCAGCGCCGAAACAGAGCUCCUGUCAAGGGGAUCAGCCCUGACCUUUGAGGGGCAGGAUGUGUUUAUCAAGCCCCUCUCAAAGAGUAAUGGGCAACAAGCACCCGUUGUCCGCACUACCAAUGUCAACCUAUCACCAUCUGCGUCAGCCGCACAACCACGAGUUGCCCCUUUCCGCAGGGCUUCCUCCUUUGUGCUCAUCUCAGCAGAUGCCAUACCUCAAGUCGCGUCCAAUCCCCGGGUUUCUUCUUCUCUCAAAGAGCGGCCGAUCCCGGUGAGGGUGGGCAGUACAGUCGUAGAAGCUGCGUUAGAGGUCGUGUUAGGGGUCUUCCAAGAUCAGAUCUUCAACCGUAAGGACUUCGCGGGCCUCGGCUUGUUCCUCAAAACUCCGCCUGGUUUUCAGGAGCACCAAGCAUAUUUCGAAUCGUACAUCCUUCGCCAGACUCUAUCAUCACUCUCCAACUCUCUGCAGCUGGACCAGAAGCUGCUCCAUGAACCUCGGGUGCUCACAAAUCUAGCCCGCUUCGUCUCCCACCUAUCCGAAGCAAUCUUCGAAGGCUGGUUCCUCAACGGUGCUGAACCGUUACUUGAUUUCGCGGGAUUCUUGCUGGAAUACUUGGAACGGCCAGAAGUGUCGAGGCUGAAGUCUGUCCGGCUUUGCAGCCAAGCCGUGGGUAUCAUCCGAACUACUUUCCUACGCGUAAUUCUUCUACGCCUUGCUGAGAGUGAUGAGCCAGACGGCUAUCCUCAUGCAGCGAGCAUAAUCGAGAAGAUGGUCUACUGGCAACCAAUCAUUUUAUCUGCCGAGAACGCCGAGGGACACUUCCUGAAGCUCAUCUGCUACCUCCUGUACACGAAGCUUUCUGCGGGGGUCCCCUCGGUACGUUUAGCGGCCGUGAAUUUCUGGAGGCUGCUGUUGGUGCAGAAGCCGGAGGACACGUCGGCCAUUCUCAGUCAUGGCUUUCAGUCCGACAAGAAAGACGUCCGCGCUGGCUUUCAAAAACUGGUCGAGUUGGACGAUAAUACAUUUCUACAGUGGUUCGACGAGAACAAAUCGGAACUAGACUCAUUCUUUUACGGUACACUGAGUAAAACUUGGGAAGACUUUGCCCAUGAGCAGAACAAGAGAACAGAAGAGACGGCCCAAAAACGGACCCUGAAGCGGAAAGAGAGAUUGAGACAGUGGCACAGUGAAGACAUGAUCGCUGAGCGAAUCAUUGCGAGCCAUGAGCAGUCGACUAACCAUUGGCGGUCCAAUAUCCACGCUUCCGAGCGUAUAAAACAUCAACGCGUCAUGCAGGACCAACAAGACAAUAUCACCUACCUAUCCACUGUCAUUGCCAGGCUCGAUAAACAGCUUCGCGGCCCUUGCGCUUUAUUUGAGCCCAGCCCAAGACCUACGUGGCGUCUUGAUGAAACCGAAGGUCGCGAUCGCAAACGCAUGCGCAUCAUCGUGGACAACAUAACGCGUGUUCGAAAGUAUCAGCCUAAGAGGAAGGAUACUGAUCCUGCCGCUGUAAUUGCGAAACUUAAGCUGGACGCAACCAGUACAGGAAAUGAGGGCGCUAAUGGUCCGCCUUCAGUCCAGUCUACGGAUAUGCGACCGUCAUCAACUAUGAACUCUGCAGAAAAGGCAGAGAAGGGAGAUGCGCCGGACUCAGACCUCGGGGAAGACUUCGAAAUGGUCGACGCCAUGUAUGAAGACGAGGACGGUUUCGAAGACAAAAACCGGAAAGUGAUGCGAAGCCUCCAUCGUGGAGAGCAGGUGCAGUUUGUCUGCAACAUCUCCAGGGUCGUUGGUUUGGAAGCUGUCGAGGGACUCCUCAUCAUUGGAAAGGAAUACUUGUACCUUCUCGAUGACUUUUUCCAAAGAUCGGACGGCGAAAUCGUACGGGUCUGGCAAGCUCCUAGCGACGAGCGUGACCCUUAUGUUCAGGUCAUCGCCGGCAACAAGGCUGUGACCAAUCGCCGCCCUGCGCCGCGUGAUGAGGGCGACGUCGUACGUAGCUGGAAAUGGAGUGAAGUCAUCAGCAUCUCCAAGCGACGGUUUCUGCACCGAGAUGUGGCAAUGGAGAUUUUUUUCGAUGAUGGCCGAAGCUAUCUCUUGACUGCCAUCUCCUGCGCCAUACGGAAUGACAUACACUCUAAACUCGUCAGUAAAGCACCGUAUGUGGCCAAGCCAGAACUACUGGCCACUUCUGAGAUAGCUUGGAGAAUGGACUCGCUACAUAACCCGGAAGAGGCCCCGCAAACCUUGGGCUCACGGUUUGCCUCUGCAUUCGGUUCAAGUUCGACGCAUCCAGGCACGAAGAAGUGGUUGAAGGGUGAGAUGUCGAAUUACCACUACCUGAUGCUGAUCAACACGCUUGCCGGCCGCUCUUUCAACGAUCUUACACAAUAUCCCGUCUUUCCUUGGGUCAUCGCCGAUUACACAAGCGAAGAGCUGGACCUCAGCAACCCUAAAACCUUUCGCGAUUUAAGCAAACCUAUAGGCUGCCAGGAUCCCGCACGAGAGGCCAGGGUUCGGGAGAGGUACAAGCAGCUUGUAGAGGUCGGGGAGAGAGCCUUCCAUUAUGGAACCCACUAUUCUUCUGCAACGACCGUCGCCUCCUAUUUGAUUCGGUUGCAACCCUUCUGUGCGGCUUUUACGCUGAUACAAGGUGGCAAAUUUGAUCACGCAGAUCGCAUGUUUUACUCAGUAGCAGAUGCUUGGAAUUCCGCAUCGAGGACCAAUAUGGCAGAUGUCCGGGAGCUGACUCCAGAGUUCUUCUACUUGCCAGAAUUUCUCACUAAUCUGAAUGGCUACGAAUUUGGCUUGCGUGCGAGCGGCGAGGGCAUCGACAAUGUUAUCCUGCCUCCUUGGGCGAAAGGUGAUCCGGCGAUAUUCAUCGCGAAGCAGCGAGAAGCAUUAGAAAGCCCAUAUGUCAGUCAGAACCUUCAUAGUUGGAUCGACCUCAUCUUCGGAUACAAGCAACGCGGCGACGCCGCUGUCGAAGCUGCAAAUGUGUUCCAUCACAUGACUUACCAGGGCACGGUCGACCUGGACAUACUGGACGAAGUGGAACGUGAGAGACAUAUAUCCAUCAUCAACAACUUCGGCCAGACACCAUUGCAGGUGUUCCAGCGCCCUCAUCCGCAGAAAGAGAUCAAUGCUGGUAAAGUGAGAGGCCUAGACACUUCCGCUGAAGCAUUAGUUCGCGUUCCAGGAACUCUGUUAGACUGUCGAGACCGAGUCUCGUCCCUUGCGUACAUCGCUAAGCAAGAGAAGCUCCUGUGCUCGGGGCCUUUCCGCCACAACAUCCCGCCUCAUUACGACAGGUACAUGGAGUGGGGCUUUACCGACGGUUCCGUGCGCUUCUACGACGCCAGCUCGAAGAAGUUGCUCGGUUUGUUCGAACACUUGCAUUCCGGCCAACUCGCAACGUCGCUCUUUGUCGAUGGUUCUACACUCAUAACAGCGGGGACCGACUGCACCGUCGCAGUGUGGAAAGGCAUUAGAAAUGACAAGCACACGAUCGACUUGCACAGCCGAGACAACCCUACGAUGCUCUUCGGCCACCGCACCCCUGUUGUCACUUUAGCUGCAUCCGUAUCACUUGCAGCUUUUCUCUCCGCUUCCAGCGACGGAAAAGUCUUCCUAUGGGAUCUUAAUCGUCUAGAGUUCGUCCGUGAGCUCGAUCUAGGUCCUGCACAGAGAAGCAACCCCAUUCCCGUCCAGGCCGCCCGUAUUAAUAACUCCACGGGACAUAUCGUUCUGGCCUGCGGGCCGAGGCUGAUUGUUACCACGCUCAAUGGAAGGUUGCUUAUGGACCAGGAAGUAUGUCUUGGGGAUGAGGAUGUCGAUGGCAUCACCGCGCUUGCGGUUUAUGAAGGCGUCGGGAAUGAGUGGUGCGAGCGCGAACUCAUCUUCACUGGGCAUAGGCGCGGCACUGUAAAGGUUUGACAGUUCCCCUUCUGUUUCCCUGCCUUCACUUACGCUUUCCAUGUCGCCCAUCUGAGCUAACAUCCUUUGUUUCCACAACAGAUCUUUC
Molecule: messenger RNA, 7847 nt
Organism: Westerdykella ornata
Lineage: Eukaryota; Fungi; Ascomycota; Dothideomycetes; Pleosporales; Sporormiaceae
Product: beach-domain-containing protein
Exons: 4
Coding region: 158-7759 (2533 amino acids)
Molecular function (GO): protein binding
Source: RefSeq, a predicted model, not a curated record